AUGGCUUUCUCCUCCGGCAACGAUGAUGAUCUCACUAUCCCCAGAGCUGCUAUCAACAAGAUGAUCAAGGAGACUCUCCCCAGAGUCCGGGUGGCCAACAAGGCCCGAGAGCUGGUGGUGAACUGCUGCACUGAAUUCAUACACCUUGUAUCAUCAGAAGCCCAUGAGGUUUGCAACAAAAAGGGAAAGAAGAACAUCUCACCGGAGCAUGUCAUAGGAGCACUAGAAAGUUUGGGCUUUGGUUCUUACAUCAGUGAAGUAAAAGAAGUCUUACAAGAAUGCAAGGCAGCAGCAUUAAAAAGAAGAAAGUCCCGUUUUCGUUGGGAAGACCUUGGCAUUCCUGAAGAAGAGUUAUUGAGACAACAACAGGAAUUAUUUGCAAAAGCUAGAGAGCAACAAGCAGAACUGGCCCAACAUGAGUGGCUUCAAAUGCAGGAAGCUGCCCAGCAAGCACAGCUUGCUGCUGCGUCAGCCAGUGCAUCCAGUCAGGCAGGAUCUUCUCAGGAUGAACAAGAUGAUGUUGACAUCUGA
Molecule: messenger RNA, 531 nt
Organism: Cynocephalus volans (Philippine flying lemur)
Lineage: Eukaryota; Metazoa; Chordata; Mammalia; Dermoptera; Cynocephalidae
Product: protein Dr1-like
Exons: 1
Coding region: 1-531 (176 amino acids)
Biological process (GO): negative regulation of transcription by RNA polymerase II; RNA polymerase II preinitiation complex assembly
Cellular component (GO): negative cofactor 2 complex
Molecular function (GO): TBP-class protein binding; protein heterodimerization activity; RNA polymerase II general transcription initiation factor activity
Source: RefSeq, a predicted model, not a curated record